CUACAGAUCGCCAGAAGAGACACAUCGCAAGCUAUAAAGCUCAAGAAUUGAAAAGAACUUGUGAGAAUUCGCGUUUUGACUUGUAUUUCGGCCAAGAGGAAUAUUAUUAUUAUUACAGUGUGUGACGUUCAACAAGGAUUUUAUCCUUAGCCAAUUAAUUAGAGACAAUUUAUAACAUCAUAAUCAAAUGAAUCUAAAGUUGGAGAAGAUUAUCAAGAUGAAGUCCCUGACCAUCUUGUGCCUCCUGCUGAUGCUCGCCAUCGGCGCGGUCUCGUGCCGACCGUCCGAUCGCAAGCCCGCGCAGCCUCGCACGCAGAUCCAGGACGUGGUGGCGGAAUUCCACGACAUGGAUCCGGCGGAGUUUGAGCGCAUCCGCAGAUGCUACGAGGACGACGACACAAUGGAGCUGUGCCAGCGCUGUGCAAAGGCCACCAAAGUGCGCAACGCCUUCCCCAUGUGCUGCUCCAACGAGGACAGCGCCCAGGAUUGGUGCAAGGACUACGUAUACUAUGGUAUUCAGUAUUAAGCUGCGCACGCAAUCCGACGAGACCACGUCAAUUUCCACUGAAAAUUGCUUCAAAUUCUUCCUUUAGUUUGUAGUUAGGCGAAUUUUUUUUUUUAUACUUUUCUGUCAUUCAUUUUUAUAUAUAUAUGUCAAUCUUAUUUAAGAAUUCACGUCAUUCAUAGGUUGCCAAUAAUUUCGGAGAUUAUUGCAAUUCAUUGUCCACCCUGAUAAUAAUUGUCUCGAAUAUUCUGUGUGUUAAGAUUUCAGGGAAAAUGUAGAGGCGAAAUUAAAUGGCUUCACUGCGCAUUGGCACAAAAUUGCACUACAAAAUGUAUUGUCCCUUAUCUAUCAUUCAAAAAAAAAAAUGACUGUGAUCGGUACUAUAUACUUAAUGAUCAAGACACAAAUUAAUUCUAUAGUCUUCCCAAGCCAUAUCGAGGUAUCUAAAAGUAGUAUUUAGAGACGUACUAUUUAUUGUAUUUUUACAUGAAUAAAUCCUAUGACGAAUUUUUAUACUUGAAA
Messenger RNA from Phlebotomus argentipes, 1027 nucleotides. RefSeq lists its product as uncharacterized. The coding region runs from base 188 to 526 and encodes 112 amino acids. The transcript has 2 exons. The record is from RefSeq and is a predicted model, not a curated record. Lineage: Eukaryota; Metazoa; Arthropoda; Insecta; Diptera; Psychodidae.